Messenger RNA from Hydractinia symbiolongicarpus, 987 nucleotides. RefSeq names its product tigger transposable element-derived protein 4-like. Gene Ontology annotation, cellular component: nucleus. The transcript has 4 exons. Gene Ontology annotation, molecular function: DNA binding. The coding region runs from base 1 to 987 and encodes 328 amino acids. Lineage: Eukaryota; Metazoa; Cnidaria; Hydrozoa; Anthoathecata; Hydractiniidae. The record is from RefSeq and is a predicted model, not a curated record.
AUGACAAGCUCCUGGAACGAAACCACGCUCCCAACCAUUCUGUCGAAUUACAAAUUGGAGGACACUUUCAACGCAGACGAAUUUGGUUUGUUUUACCAAUGUCUUCCCGAGAAAACAUACCACCUCAAAGGAGAAAAGUGUUCUGGGGGGAAGAAGAGCAAGUUGAGAUUCACUGGAAUGGCCGCAGCAAGUGCUACUGGAGAAAAGUUGCCAAUGUUCGUCAUUGGCAAAUCAAAAAAACCUCGCUGCUUUAAUAACAUCAAACAUCUCCCUUGCCAAUACACAUCACAAAAGAAAAGUUGGAUGAAUAGUGAAAUAUUUGAAAACUGGGUCCGGAAACUGGACCAAGAGUUUCGUGUAGACGGGAGAAAAAUCGUUCUUAUAAUCGACAACUGUCCAGCACACCCAUCGAUCUCGAACUUAAGAAACAUUCAUCUCGUUUUUUUGCCCCCUAACACAACGUCUGUACCAAGGUGUCAUACGAAGUCUAAAAGCGCAUUACCGAAGGAGAGUUGUACGUUUGCUGUGCACGGAAUGAAGAUACUGGCUGAUUCUUGGGAGGCUGUAACUAAACAAACCAUCAUCAAUUGUUUUAAGAAAUCUGGAAUCUCUUCUACAGGACAACAGGAUGCUAUUGCUGAUUCGGAUGACCCAUUUAAAGAUCUCCAAGAAAGUUUGGAUGAUUUAAGAGAGGCUGAUCCAUCAUUGGUACCAAAUGAUCUCAGUGCUAAUGAUCUUGUGACCUUGGAUGAUGAGGACGACGAAGCUGAAGACGAUGGCAGUGACAUGGAGGAUGAUUCAUUUGAUAUAGUUGUCGAAAAACCAUCAAGAUCAAAAGUCGAGUGUAGUAUUGAUCUUUUGAAAGAUCUAUUCAUGAUUAGCACAUGUAACGCAGCUAUUUUGCUACAUAAAGUUAUAAUAUUGGUUGAAUUAGUAAAAAUGCUUUUUAAGCUCAAUUUUUCUGACAAAAACCUUUUAUUCGCAUAA